AUGGGAUUCAUUCUUACUAUGAAUGAAUUGGUAAAAUCAAAAAAAGUGUCUGAUUCAUAUUUAAUUUCCCAAACUGUGAAAAACCUUAUUGAACUGUUGAAUACACUUGAUCGGUGGAUUAAUGAGACUCCUCCCAUUGAACAACCCCAGAGAUUUGGAAACAAAGCUUUUCGAACUUGGUUUUCCAUUUUACAAGAAAAUGCUGAAGAGGAAUUAAAAAAAUGUUUGGAUCAAAAGUUUCAUAAGGCCAUUCCAGAAGUGUAUUUACAAGUAAUGCGAAAGUUGCAGCUGACUUAUCGUAUGGAACCUGCUGGAAGCCAUGGUGUCUGGAGCCUUGAUGAUCAUCAGUUUAUCCCUUUUAUUUGGGGAAGUGCUCAGCUAAUUGGUCAUCCAAGAAUUUUGCCCAAGUCAUUUAUUAAAGAAGAAAUUUAUGAAAAUUUUAGUGACGAGUACAUUUUCUUAGCGUGCAUUAAAUAUAUAAACCAAGUCAAGACUGGGCCCUUCCAUGAGCAUUCCAAUCAAUUAUGGAACAUUGCUGGAGUUCCCAAUUGGAAUAAAGUCAAUUCUGGUCUCAUUAAAAUGUACAGAGCUGAGGUACUUGACAAGUUCCCUGUGAUUCAGCAUUUCUUGUUUGGGUCAUUAAUGAGCAUUGAAUAUAUAAAAUCUUGA
Molecule: messenger RNA, 669 nt
Organism: Acanthosepion pharaonis
Lineage: Eukaryota; Metazoa; Mollusca; Cephalopoda; Sepiida; Sepiidae
Source: the annotation of a GenBank genome assembly